This is a messenger RNA of Dimorphilus gyrociliatus, 1114 nucleotides long. NCBI's taxonomy places the organism in Eukaryota, Metazoa, Annelida, Polychaeta, Dinophilidae. The record is from the annotation of a GenBank genome assembly.
CAUGAAGAGAUACGCAAAGAAAUGGUGUAGAAGAUUUCCGCUGUUCGGAGCUAUCUUCUGCAUUGUUUGCCUGUUUUCUUUGGCUAUAAAAUUGAACUUCGAUAUCAUCAAUCACAAUGACCGAUCAACUCUAGACGCGGCGGCCGAUACUAAAAGAGUUCGUAUAGCUUAUAUAGCACACAGGCCUAUAAAAACCGGAAGUUUUCUAAAAAAAAUUGAUAGGAUAAUUAAUUAUCCGUCUUUCGUUAUCCAUAAACCAAAAUUUAUUGAUCAAAAGGAUGAAGCGGCCUUUCUAAGUUCUGAUUUAAAUAUCGAAGCUUUAAAAGACGUCUCCGGAAGUCGUUUACAAGGUCGAAUAAUUUUUCAGAAAAAUGCAUCAAUACACGAAUCAUUCGAUUGCGGUUGGAAAACAAAUCUUAAAGAUUUUGAAGCCUACGACGUUUUAAAGGAAACAUCGGCAUAUUUAGUAUUAUUUAGACCAAGGAAUAGGAUUGUACAACAAAUUCUAAGAAAAUUGAAUUUAUCCGAACGAAUAGUCUACUACGAUAGAGCGUUUUAUAAAGUGAAUUAUCACAUUAACACAUGCCUAACACCCCCACUACAUCCAAUAUUAUGGCAGAAGGCCAGAAAGAAGCUUAUCGGCUCGAAUUAUUUAAAUAUUCCGUUAGAAAACAGCUGUGUUACUUUUAUUUAUUCUUCUGGGGGAGAAUUGAAGAGAAAGAUUGUAAAUUAUCAAGUUAUUGAAGCUUUUUUAAGGGAACGAUACCAAAACGUUUAUAGUCUCUCUUCAGAUGACCUCGAAACUUUGGAGAAGAGCUUAGAAAUUCUACCCAAAUCAAGAAUUAUUAUAGGUAUACACGGAAGUUCAAUGCAUUCAAUUCAAAUGGCUACUGCAAACGCUACAGUAAUAGAAUAUAUGCCAACAACGCACGAUGGAGCCGUAAUCCCUAGAAAUGUUGCGCAUACAAUCAUAUGGCAAACUGCUGAUAUGCUUCAGCAGUCUUAUUGGAGAUUACACGAAAUGCCUUUAAAUUCUUACGGAGAUAUUCGUAUUAAUGUUUUUAAACUGCAGCGAACGUUGGAAAUCGUCGACGCUAAAUAUCCGCCAGAUUAA